Messenger RNA from Neoarthrinium moseri, 3732 nucleotides. RefSeq lists its product as uncharacterized. Gene Ontology annotation, cellular component: peroxisome; cytosol; peroxisomal membrane. Lineage: Eukaryota; Fungi; Ascomycota; Sordariomycetes; Amphisphaeriales; Apiosporaceae. Gene Ontology annotation, molecular function: ATP binding; ATP hydrolysis activity. Gene Ontology annotation, biological process: protein import into peroxisome matrix. The transcript has a single exon. The record is from RefSeq and is a predicted model, not a curated record. Bases 1 to 3732 code for a protein of 1243 amino acids.
AUGGCGCCUGCCCAGCGGAGGAAUGCGCAGUCCACUGCCGCCGAGAUCUCUCUUGUACAUCUCAAGAGCUGUCUGGUGAACCUGCCCUCGUCGCUGGUCUCGCUCCUCGUGAACCUCAACACGCCAGCCCAGAAUGUCGUUGUCGAGCUCAGCUACCGCCCGCCCCCGUCCAACCCCUCGGCCCACGCCAAUGGCGCACCCGCUCAGCGCUCCGUCUACGUCGGCUGGACGGGCAUACCCAGCAAGCGCAAGAUGGCCCCUCUGGUUGGUCGCGACGGCAUCGCGGGCGCGCGCGGCGCCGCGAGAGACCAGGAGGUGGCCUCUGUCGAGAUAGACGCUACCUUGGCGGCCACCAUUGGCAUCUCCGACGAGCAAAAGGUCAUGGCCACCAUACACGUCGACCCGCCGCUGGCCCACACUGUCAAUAUCGAGCCGCUUACCCCCGAGGACUGGGAAAUCAUAGAGCUGCACGCAACCUUCCUGGAAUUGAACAUGCUCUCCCAGAUCCGCGCCCUGCCGAACCCGACCUACGCUGCCAGCCCAGGACAACCGCCAGCUCCACACCCGCUUACACUACACCUCUCCCCAACAUCGACUGCCAACAUCAAGGUAUUGUCGCUGGAGCCUGCACCACCCGCCGACUCCCCCUUUGUCAAGAUUGCGCCGGAUGCCGAGGUCAUUGUCGCGCCAAAGACACGAUCGAAGCCCUCCAAGAGCAGCCGCGAAAACCGCAGUGUGGGCGGCACCUCCAGGAGAAGUGGCAAGAGUUCGGCAAGCACCGUGCGCAGGCGUAGCGCCCGUGAAGAGAAGAAGCCUGCCUUGUUCCUCCGGGGCGUGGAGCGCAAGUUUUGCGAGGAAUGGUUUGACGACGACGCAACCGCCGAAGACCUCACAAUAUGGGUUGAUCGGGACCUACUUCUGUCCAAGGAUUUCCGAGGCCUCAACUACGCUGCAGUCAACGUCGUCAAGCCUGCCGGUCUCCAACCUCCCAUCGACCCGCAGACGCAACAACAGGAAGCCGCUGCCAGUAACGAAGGCGUGAAGGCCGUCGAAAAGGUCGUCGCUCAACUCAGGCCAUGGGAUGACCCUCCCGACAGCCAGACUAUCGCCCUGUCUGCGCCCCUGUGCGCCUUACUUGGAUGUUCAGGGAUAGUUGGAGGUGUAGUCAAAGUCGAGCCCGCGCCUCAACCCCUCGCCCCGAACACGGUUCAGCAUCUAAAGAUCUACCCAUUCUUGGCCGACGGAUCGAAAACGUCAGAAGGCCUGCGAUUUGGCGGUGAGUCCAAAGCCGAGAAGGAAGAGGCAGCCAAGACAAUCACAAGAAUAUACAAUACAAGUAAGGGCAAGGGGCUACUAUGUGGCCCUCUGACCGAUGGCAUGGUAUUGCCCGUACAACCCGAACUCGAUAUUCCCCAGGGAUGGGAGGGUGGCAUAAUCAAACUUGAGCCUCCAUCCGUCACUACUGGUACGAAGGAGCCUCUCAACUGGUACCUUGGCUCCGAGCGACAAGUCUCUUUAGACGUGCAAGCGCCCAUCCCCAAACCAGUUUGGCUUGAGGACAAGGGUAAAGAUGAUCUUGCACUCCCGGCUCACUCGAUACUGGUUGGGAUCGACUCUUUGUUAGCCCAGAUCAAGUCUCACCUCUCGCACAUGUCCUCAGUUCUUUUAACAGGAGCAUUGGGAUCCGGCAAAACUUCUGUGGCCCAGACUUUGGCAGACACCUUGCGGCAUGAAUACCUCUACCAUACCACCUACUUUCCCUGUCGAAAACUCGUCAACGAUGAAAGCAGGAUCUCUACAAUCAAGGAGACUCUCAAUAGAGUCUUUAUGGGGGCUAGUUGGGGUGCAAGGCUUGGGGGAAAGGCACUUGUCAUUUUGGAUGAUGUAGACAAGCUCUGCCCAGCGGAGACGGAGCUGCAGGUCGGAAAUGACAAUGGCAGAAGUCGCCAGAUUAGCGAAACCAUCAGCUCAAUCGUACGCCAGUAUUGCGGUCGCGAUAGUGGCGUAGUGCUCCUCGCUACGGCGCAGGGCAAGGAUUCGCUCAACAAUGUCAUCAUUGGAGGACACAUCGUACGAGAGAUUGUGGAUCUCAAGGCGCCAGAUAAGGAUGCCAGGAGAAGAGUCAUGGAGAGAGUGGUAGGCCAACAUACGGUCACUCCAGCAGCAGUAAACACAUACGAUACAGACCACGGUAGUCGGCCAACGACGGCGGAUGGGAGCACUGGAGGAGAAGAUGGCGUCGCGUGGAUGGACGGUGGCAGCCAACCAAGUAGGAGCAACUCCAUGUCCAAGUCGAAGGCUGAAGGUUUCCUCCUGGAUCCAGAGCUGGACUUCCUCGAUCUGGCAGGGGAAACCGAUGGCUAUAUGCCUGGCGAUCUUAUACUGCUUGUGGCCAGAGCGCGCAACGAGGCGCUGAUCCGGUCGGUCAGUGAGAUGGGCUCCAAUAAGGCUUUGGAUGUGAUCCAACUUGGCAGGGUUGAUUUCGAUAAUGCGCUAAAGGGGUUCACUCCGGCCUCUCUCCGAAACGUUACCCUGCAGACAUCGACCACAACGUUUUCUUCCAUCGGCGGACUGCACGAGACACGACGCAUCUUGCUCGAAACACUCCAAUACCCUACAAAAUACGCGCCCAUCUUCGCUCAAUGCCCUCUUCGGCUGCGGUCAGGGUUACUGUUGUAUGGGUUCCCAGGUUGCGGCAAGACGCUACUUGCUUCAGCCGUAGCUGGCGAAUGCGGCUUGAAUUUCAUCAGCGUCAAGGGCCCUGAAAUCCUCAACAAGUACAUCGGAGCUUCUGAGAAGAGCGUCCGCGAUCUGUUUGAGAGGGCCAGUGCUGCAAAGCCUUGCGUGCUCUUCUUUGAUGAAUUCGACUCGAUUGCACCCAAGCGUGGUCAUGAUUCUACUGGCGUUACUGACCGGGUGGUGAACCAGCUACUCACACAAAUGGACGGUGCGGAAGGGUUGAGCGGUGUCUACGUCUUGGCCGCCACCUCAAGGCCUGACCUCAUCGAUCCGGCGCUUCUAAGACCUGGUCGGUUGGACAAGAGUUUGCUAUGCGACUUUCCCGAUGUGGAGGACCGCAUCGACAUACUGAAGGCUCUCGGUUCAAAGAUCAAGCUCUCAGACGAGCUCUCAACUUCCGAAGACGGAUUACGCGAAAUCGGACGCCGAACCGAGGGGUUCAGCGGUGCUGACCUGCAAGCCCUCAUCAGCAACGCGCAGCUUGAAGCCAUCCAUGAUGUCUUGAGCGACGUAGACCUCCAGCCAUCGAGCAAGUCCCGCCAGUCUGCCGCCCCGAAAUCUGGAGCUGGAACCAAGCCGCGGAACUUUAUCCAGUUCCGAUACGGGGCCGACCAAGCACUCGCGGAUGCGAAUGAGAAAGCGGCCAAGGGGUACAACAGGUCGUCCGAGCUAGCCGAGAACGCCGCCAUUGCCGCAAAGCUCCAGGAGAUCAAGCUGGCGCGAAAGAAAGCCAGACAAGCACAGAAGGGCGUCAGUGGCAUGCCCAACGGUACACACAACGAGAAGGGACAAAAGGACAAGGAGGGCUCGGCCGAAGUUGUCAUUGGCUGGAAACAUCUUGUCAAAGCACUCGAAGCGACGCGGGCAAGCAUCAGCUCCCAGGAGAGGAGCCGGCUGGAGAGAAUCUAUCGCGAGUUUGUCGUGGGGCGGAGUGGCGAGAUGAAGGACGGCCAAGGCAGCAUGGAGAUAGGGGGUCGAAGCAGUCUCAUGUAA